AUGCUGUGUCAAAGGAGAGCUCACACCUUGACAGUGUUAUUCAUCCUCACUUGUGCACUGGUAUAUGUUACUCUGUUGGAAGAAACGCCACAGGAUACAGCAUAUAAUAUUAAGAGAGGCAUUGUUGCCAGCAUUCUUGUAUUCCUUUGUUUUGGAGUCACUCAAGCAAAAGAUGGGCCAUUUUCCAGACCUCAUCCAGCGUACUGGAGGUUCUGGUUAUGUGUCAGUGUUGUGUACGAGCUGUUCCUUAUCUUCAUACUUUUUCAGACUGUUCAGGAUGGUCGUCAAUUCAUGAAGUUUAUAGAUCCUAAACUUGGUGUCCCCUUACCAGAGAGGGACUAUGGCGGGAACUGCCUUAUCUUUGAUCCAGGAAAUAAGACUGACCCAUAUCACAACAUCUGGGAUAAAUUGGAUGGAUUUGUCCCAGCCCACUUCCUGGGCUGGUACCUUAAGACACUAAUGAUUCGAGACUGGUGGAUGUGUAUGAUAAUUAGUGUGAUGUUUGAGUUCCUGGAGUACAGUCUGGAGCAUCAGUUACCUAAUUUCAGUGAAUGUUGGUGGGAUCAUUGGAUAAUGGAUGUCUUUCUGUGUAAUGGAUUUGGAAUCUAUUGUGCAAUGAAGACACUGGAAUGGCUUUCAAUGAAACCGUAUCAUUGGCAAGGACUCUGGAACAUUCACUCUUACAAAGGGAAAAUCAAGCGCAUUGCUUUCCAAUUCACGCCAUACAGCUGGGUGAAGUUUGAGUGGAAACCAGCCUCAAAUCUUCGUAGGUGGCUGGCAGUUUGUGGAAUUAUUUUCAUGUUUUUGCUUGCGGAAUUAAAUACGUUUUACUUGAAGUUUGUCCUCUGGAUGCCCCCUGAACACUACCUGGUCUUACUACGUCUGGUUUUCUUUGUGCAUGUAGGAGGUGUAGCAAUGCGUGAGAUUUAUGACUUCAUGGAUGACUUGAAAUUCCAUAAAAAGCUUGGCCAGCAGGCUUGGUUGGUAGCUGCAAUCACGGUGACAGAAUUCCUAAUUGUGCUGAAGUAUGACCCUUAUACACUUACACUACCGAUUCCUUUUUACGUCAUCCAGUGUUGGAUCCUUGGAUUUAUACUGGUCCUGACAUGGACAAUAUGGCGUUUCUUUAUACGGAACAUCACAUUGCGAUGGAAGGAAACAAGACUGCAAAAGCAGGAAAGCAUGAGUGAAAAAAGAAAAAUGGGCAAUGGGAGUACAAGUCUCUUUAUAAAAAGCAAAUAUAACAGUAAUGAUGUCAGACAAAGGAAAUGUUGAAAGCUACAAAGUGAAAAGACUGACUACUAUGCACCGAGUCAAUGCUUUGAGCACCAACUGCAUUGCAAGAGCCUUGUUUCUUCAUUGGGCUUACCGGUGCUGCUUCAGUUUUUGACUGAAGUAUAUAUUUUAAAGCAAUCUUAAUAACAUUCAUUGGGUGUUUAGUUUAUGUAUAGACUUUGCAGCACUAACAAAAUUAUCAUAAUUUCAUGAAUUAAAUCUUGCAAUGUAAUCUUGCAAUUUGAUCAAAGUUUCUGACGCCAUUUGCCAACUUGUGGUUGUCUGGGUUGGUUCUAAACACCCAAAGUUUAAAUAAGCUCUCAAACAGCAUGCUAACAUAGAUUAUGAACUAAUUACUAACUUGGGAAUCUCCUGCCAAGGAUUUAUCUUAUUCCUUUAAGGGAAUUUUGAAGUGGCUAGCACUGUUGAAUCAAGGAGACCGUUCAGGCUUCAAUGCCUCAUAUAGAAAUGUAAAAGUGCAGAAAGAAUUGGUGAAUUGCCACUCUAAACGUGACUACUUUAUUGUGCUUAGCAACUGGUGUAGUAUUGAAUGUUGCUGGUUACAUCUAGUUGUAGAAUUACACUGAAACACCAACCUUUUAUUAUUUUUGGUACAGGCAUCUAGCCUCGAAUCCAUAAGUGUCAUUUGGAUACCUUGGCUGUAUUAGCACUGCUGGUCAGUGUUUUGUUAGAAAAGUUCUUCCUUAUAAUACAUACUACAUUGAGAAUUUUGGCAGUUUUUAUUUUAGAUCUGGAAAAAAGUUUUGCUUCAUGAAAUUACAAUAUUUGAAUCCUUCAGCAAUAGUGAUCUUGGUUUUGAACUCUUAAAGCCAUAAAUAACUGUCAAUUUUCACUCAGAAAUAGGAAAUCACUGUUUUUAUACUUGGGGCUAAUUUAUAAAACAAUAGUGUUACUUGAAUUUUUUUUCUUGUAUGCUUAAUUAUGCCAAUUUUUAAGCUCGUAAUUUUGACUUUGUCUGUUGGGUACAAGAUAGGGUGAGUUUAGUUCUUUGAACAAAGCAAAAAAAAUGUACAGUACUAAAUGUUGAGAUUUAAAUAAUUAUAUUGUAACUAGGAUGCUAUUCUGUGUUCAAAAUAUUGCUGUUUUUUGUCAAUGUAAAUCUUAUUUGGUAUUAUAAGCUAAGAUGCCUUGUAAGGGUAAAAAAAACUAUAUCAUGAAGAAGUUUGGGGCAUGUUUGUUUUUGAGCAGUGCUGUUGCGCUCAAGAGUCUGUGACCUGAGUACAGACAAGCUGCUGAUGUUGUAUGUUAUAACCAUGGUGAUCCAGUUGAUUCUGACAUGAAAACAGAAUAGGUCCCCAAAUUUCACGAAGGAUACCAAGGGUAAUCACUCCAAAGCGCAAUAGGAAUUGAUUAUGUUUUCAUGAAAUUAUGCAUCCGGUUUAAACCACAACAUCCAGAUCAUUUUGCCACAAGUGAGCACUUUGUGUAAAAAUAAUAUCAGGGUGUUAGUUUGCUAAAUUUUGUCUUGAACAUUUUUCCUCCAAAUAAAUCUGAUCCUAACAUAGAGCAUUAUAUUUCCCUCUUGGAAAGAAUCUAUCUCCUUUCAGUCUCUCCUGUCUUUCUUCUUCCACUACCUAUACCUCAAGCACAACCUUAUUUUAAUGUUAGAAGCCAUCUUUGCUCAUCCCAUGGCUGAAAAGUAUUCUUGUCCUGAAGAAUCGUCCACACCUUCGUAAUGUAAAAACAAACUCUGUCCUUAAUUGCUGUACUCUGCCUUGAUGUAAGCUAAACUGCUUCUGGUCUGGUCAUAGCAACUCUUCCCUCAACCCCAAUUCAAGGCUGGAACUGUCCAACAAAUUCCUAAUAAGUAGCAGUGUGCUGCUGAUAGAAAUACUGCUGUAAGCUUAGCCUGUGAAGUAUUUCCCUCCUUGUCAUGCUGUAAGGUUAAUUGCCAUUAACGUAUUGUUCACCACACCGUGCUGUCUAAAUUAGCCUGUCUUUGAGGUACUGAUCACCUCACUAUGCUGUAAAGUUAGCCUUCUCCUGAGAUGUUACACAUUCCACCCUACUGCAUAGUUCGCCUAGUUCACCUCACUGUGCUGUAAAGUUCGUCUAUCCCUGAGGUAUUGUAUGCCUCACUGUGCUGUAAAGUUAGCCUGUCCCUGAGGUAUUGUACACCUCACUGUGCUGUAAAGUUAGCCUGUCCUUGAGGUAUUGUACACGUCACUGUACUGUAAAGUUAGCCUGUUCCUGAGGUAUUACAUAUCUCACCCUGCUGUAAAGUUAGCCUGUCAGCGAGGUCUUAUAACCUUGCCCCUCUGUACAUUUAGCCUGUACCUGAGGUAUUGUGUACCUCACUGCUGUAAAGUUAGCCUGUCCCCGAAGUACUGCACUCCACAUUCUGCUAUAUAGUUAUCCUGUUCCUGGGGUAUUGUGCACCUCACUUUGCUGUAAGUUUAGCCUGUUGAUGAGGCUAUUUUGCUUUUAUAUUCAUUGGAAUGUGCUAGUAGAAUCUGAAUGUAACCAGCAUCAGUUCCCAAUUCUCAGGAAAUCCACUUGUUUUGUUUUUCUAAGCUUUUGUGAUUGUAUUUUCAUAAUGGCUGAUUUGUGAGUGAGCUUGGAUUUACUAUGUGCAGGAAAUUUUAGAUUACAGUCUGUUAACGUGAUUUAUGUUUACAUUAACUCUGAGCGCUGAACAUUUCUAAUUGGAAAAUCUGUUGGGUUUGGAUGAAUUACUAACAGUGCCCAUUAUCAACCUAGGUUUGAGAAAUUUGCAAAUUUACCUUCGUAGCAGUAAGUAUAUCUUGAUGACUUCUAAGUGACCUCUGCGUCCUUCAAAGAGCUGAUGUAUUUCUGGAGGUUGGAAUUUAAGGAAAUCAUUUUUAUUGGGGUGGGGUGUGAUUAGAAAUAGUUGGGACCAUUCUUUCAGAUAUAUAGUGAUAGAAUGCUUGGAGAUGGUUGAAAUUGAGCGAGUUGUGAAGGGUGAAAUAGGCUUAAUUUACUUAUUUGGGACUGAACAUAUGUUGUAUUGAAGUUUUCUUGUUAUUGAGAAUAAUAAUUCAUUCCAGAAGAGAGAUAUUCAGAUUAGUGUUCAAAGUCAGAACACUUUGAUUUUCUGUUAUGUUAAAAAACAUUAGGAAUGCAUUUAGAAUGUGUUCUUGAGUGAGAAGAGACCAGUGUCCUGGAAUCACUGGUUGUCAAUUAGAUAUUUGCUUCAGCACAGUUUACUGAAAUUAUGGGUAUUGGGUGGAUAAAACACCCAGUGCAGUGCUUGCACGCUGUCUUUGUUCUGAUCCUCUGGAACACUUCUGUCUCCAGUAACCAACAGAUGUAUGCAAUUAUGUACAUUUAUGUACAGUGCUAUUAUCAAAGGAUUAACAACCUGCUCUGCCGAGCCAUAUUAGUAAUUAAAGCAAUACUGAACAUAAUGUGCAUGCCAGGGGAUUCAAACAUUGCCAGGGGUUGGACAAAGUGCCUAAAGUUAGCCACUAGCCCUCUCUUCUUGGCAGUUAAAACAUAACUUUCAAUUCUACUAAUGGUACGUGAAUACAUCUCAACCAUUCACUAAACUUUACAAUAUGAUAGAUUGAUUUGUAUUGUAACUGUAAAAAUCUUCUAAAGGAUUUUAUUUGAGGUGCAAGGAAAGAAUCUUAGCCCUUGCUUUAUUGUCAUUGUUUAUACAAAUCUGUAACAUCAUUAUUACCUAAUAUAAUCUUUUGUAAUGUGGAUAAUUUUAUGAUUUAUUUUUGCAUAGUGAUGCUCAUCUUGACCAGGCAUGUUUUUGAGGAAUUGAUUGUGGCAAUAUGUUCUCAAUAAACUGGAAAACACAA
Rhincodon typus (whale shark) is the source of this 5066-nucleotide messenger RNA. It is a transcript of the gene ptdss2, whose product is annotated as phosphatidylserine synthase 2. Gene Ontology annotation, molecular function: L-serine-phosphatidylethanolamine phosphatidyltransferase activity. The record is from RefSeq and is a predicted model, not a curated record. The transcript is spliced from 12 exons. Gene Ontology annotation, biological process: phosphatidylserine biosynthetic process. Lineage: Eukaryota; Metazoa; Chordata; Chondrichthyes; Orectolobiformes; Rhincodontidae. Bases 1 to 1275 code for a protein of 424 amino acids.